Molecule: messenger RNA, 1860 nt
Organism: Echinostoma caproni
Lineage: Eukaryota; Metazoa; Platyhelminthes; Trematoda; Plagiorchiida; Echinostomatidae
Source: the annotation of a GenBank genome assembly
AUGGCCCAACUGUUGCAACAUACACCCGACCCUUCACGGACAACCGGUUGUCGCUACAGUACCACAGAUGUUUCAAGUUCGGAAAUGCUAAUCGAGCCUUCUGAUGAGAGCAAUCAGCAACGUACGGUAUCUGUCAAUCAUGCUCGUUCUGUCGGAUCGGAACUAGUGGAUCCGGUCGAAGCUUGUCCCUCCCUUGCUGGAGUACCUCCAAGACCGCGCAAUCUGCGUCUCGCAUCUCGAUGGGAAGCGAGUCAGCGCAGGAGCACACAUCCUUCUUGCGACCUGUCACCACCAGUUCUUUCCUCUCUGUCUGGGACUUCAGACCUGCAUCAUCCGGACUUUCGUCUGCAUCUGGCCGCUGAAAAACGGGCUCAAUCUCUAGCAGAUGCACAGGUCACUCAGGUGGAGGCAGCUUAUCAACGUUUGGCUGCAAUUCCGGUGCCUAGUCUACUGCGUCCCAUUUGUCAUUGGCUUGCUUUGUACUGGCUGGGGNUGGGGAAAGAUAAUCAAACCCAAGCGGGGCGUUAUCUGGCCCAGUCCGUCGGUAUAGCAGCUACUAGUUUGUAUCUGUCAAUCCUCAGCUCCCGCAUAUCCGAAGUGAAGCCCUCUCAGUCUGCAAUAUCAAGUGAACAAUUGCGCAAUUGGUCGGAUGCACUGAGACAAACAAAACAGUGCAUAGCUCCAAACCAUCCGUUACAUAAUCCACUGAAGGGAACACAGCCAUGCGAGUCAGCUGGCAUUCGAGUGAUUCAAUUCUCUCUGGUCGACGAGAUCGCUGCCGGCAAUGUGUCCACUGAUUCGUCCGAAUUGGGGUUGAAAGCGCUGGACAAUUUUGAUGAGCUCCAGGUAGAAAGCUUGGAUUCAAUGCAAAUUGAGGAUCGUGUUCGAUAUUGGCGAACACGUUACAAACUGGACAGUCGAUUAGAAACUAUGUUGAACGAAAUGCACCGUGAUUGGUUCACUCCGGACGACCUUAAGUGGCUUCUUGGCCCCUUGUCAUCAUCGUCGUCUAUGUCGUCUGCAGAUCCCAAAUCGCCUAGGUCCGAAUCGGUUGUACUGGUAUUGGAUCGUCGUUUGACCUAUCUACCAUGGGAGUGGAUUCUCGCGCCCGGGAUCGAAUCGGAUUCCGUCCGACCUACAUUCACACGUAGUUUCAGCUUACCUCUGGUUAUAGGACAUUUGUUAACCACCACUCAUGCUAUGUCCCAUACAUCGUCAGUGCUCGACACUAAUCUCCCGGUUCGUCCCACCACUUUGUCACACAUGUUUGAUCCACGUCACGCGUUCUAUGUGCUCAAUCCGGAAGCCAAUUUAUCAUUCACACAACAAACGUUUGAGCCUAUCUUUCAAAGUUUCGCCACUUGGCGUGGUGUGGUUCGACGAUUGCCCACCACAGAAGAGGUCCAUGCUGGAUUCACAAAUCACGACUUGUUCAUCUACCUGGGUCACGGAAACGGUUCUCGAUUCCUCCUGCAAACGUUCAAUCAAGGAAUGAGUGCGCGUUCUGUCACCCUUGUUCUCGGCUGCAGCUCUGGCAAACCACGGUGGGAAGGUCGCCAUGAGCCGUACUCAUCUCUGUUCAAUCAUCUAAUCGCCGGAUGUCCAUUUGUUGCUGGCCUGUUGUGGGAUGUCACUGACCGAGAUGUCGAUCGUUUCACUUUGCGUUUCCUUACACGAUGGUUGUGCGAGGACUCAGAUGUAAACAUUCCCUCCCUCAAGCGGCCCAACCUUGGUCUGUGCGUGUCCACUGCAACGACCGCGUGCAAACUGAAGCAUCUUGUGGGCAAAUCCGUGAUUGUCUACGGUCUUCCGAUCGAACCAGAUCCAAACCGUGUACUUCCCGUCCCAUCACGCCGGUAA